CUCCCCAAUGGCUGUUAUCUCGGGUUCGCUGGUGGGACAAACAGCCGCAACUUCUCAUUACUUGUCCUUCUGCGACACAACUUUGGAUGCCGAGAAUGUAUCUCCUCGUCCUCUUUGUUGCGGCUCUGCAAACACUCAACGUGACGCCCGUGCUACAUACGCUGAGUUAUUUAACCACAGCAUCCUCUCAAAUUGCAAAGCUGCCAGAGUUCUGGGAGGUCGCGUAUGUUGACGGCGUUCAGAUUGUGCAGUUUGACAGCAAGAGCCGGAAAACAAAAGCCAAACUGGACUGGAUGAACAAAAUCGCAGUAGAGGAUCCAGACUUGUGGGAGCGAGAGAUGCGCGUCAGUCUUGGCAAUGAACAGGUGUUCAAGGUCAACAUUGAAAUCAUAAAAGAGCGCUUCAACCAAACUGGAGGCGUUCACAUGAUGCAGUGGAUAAAUGGCUGUGAAUGGGAUGACGAGACUGGUGAGGUGAAUGGUUGGAAUGAGUACAGGUAUGACGGAGAAGACUUCAUCUCAUUUGAGUGGAAAACGAUGAGAUGGAUCGCAGCGAAUCCAGAAGCUUUCAUCACAAAGAACAAGUGGGAACGAUCGGACGGCCUAAAAGAAUACACCAAGAGUUACGUCACUGAGAUUUGUCCUGUUUUCUUGAAGACGUAUGUGAGCAAUGGGCGGGACUUCCUGAUGAGAACAGAGCUUCCCACGGUGUCCCUCCUCCGGAAGACACCUUCCUCUCCGGUCACCUGCCACGCGACGGGUUUCUUCCCCCGCACAUCGGAUCUUUUUUGGAGGAAGGACGGCGAGCAGCUGCACGAGGACGUGGAGAUGGGCGAGGCCGUGGACACCGCCCAGACGCUCCCCAACCACGACGGAACCUUCCAGACCAAGGCCCACCUGAAAGUGGAGGUGACGCCCGACGCGGAGGCCAAGUACGAAUGUGUGUUCCGGCUGGCCGGCGUCGAGGAAGCCAUCGUCGUUAAGUUGGACGGCAAAAGCAUCCUGAGCAACGCGCGCGUCCCAGAAGAAGAACAACUCAAGGAGAUGGUGGUGGCCAUCGCGGUCACGUUGGGAGUCCUGGCUCUGCUGGCGGCGGGGGUGGCGACGGUCCUUGCCAAGCGUCGCCGGACCAGACAAGCCCAAUACUCUGCAGCAUCCGUUUCCACCGAUCCCGAGCCCCUUGCCAAGUCAGACACGGCGGCCGUCGCACAACGUCAAGAACACAAGUGGGCCUGCUGAGCACUUUCUCAUCACACCGCCUCUGAAAACGCUGACGUUUUUUUUCUUCUUCAAGCGGACCAUCUGUGCGAUUUAGGUUCUGUUAAGUCACGCUCAAAGGUUUGUGGUUUUGGGGGGGUUUGAGGUUUCUGUGUGAAAAUGCCUUUUUUGUAGCAAUCAAUUGGCGAAUUCAAGAACUGAAUGUCAUCAAGGUCACGAUUGAAUGGGAUUUUAUGGUCCUCCAAAAAUGUGCUCGAUGGUUUCGAUGG
Molecule: messenger RNA, 1486 nt
Organism: Hippocampus comes (tiger tail seahorse)
Lineage: Eukaryota; Metazoa; Chordata; Actinopteri; Syngnathiformes; Syngnathidae
Product: H-2 class I histocompatibility antigen, alpha chain-like
Biological process (GO): immune response
Cellular component (GO): external side of plasma membrane
Source: RefSeq, a predicted model, not a curated record